Messenger RNA from Theobroma umbraticum, 2642 nucleotides. RefSeq names its product O-Glycosyl hydrolases family 17 protein. Gene Ontology annotation, molecular function: hydrolase activity, hydrolyzing O-glycosyl compounds. Gene Ontology annotation, biological process: carbohydrate metabolic process. Lineage: Eukaryota; Viridiplantae; Streptophyta; Magnoliopsida; Malvales; Malvaceae. The record is from RefSeq and is a predicted model, not a curated record.
CUCUUUGUAAUGUUUCUUGCUCAAAUGAGUAUUCCAAUCACAGUUGCAUUUGCAUGUAUAUCAGUCCAAAAUAUAGAGUAUAGUCUAUAAAUAUAGUCUCUGUUUACUGUAAGUUUGGCUGAUAAUGCUUCUGUUUCUGAGAUGCUCAUUUGAACAAGCAAUGUUAAAAGUGGAAGUUCCUCUACCAGGCUGUUCUUGCUUUCCUUUGCACCUCAUAUUAAAAGCGUAGAACGGAUAACAUCGUUACUAUGUGGUGAAUCUUCGGAGCUUGCUCUCUGGUAGCCUGGCUGGUUUAGGCUUCAUGUAUCUUGAUUGGAGACUUAAUGCUUAUUAGCAUCUCACCAAGGAAGGAACAAAAAACUGAAUUUUGAUUCGCAAACACAGGCCACAAGCAAGAGCUUAAUUCAGUGAAAAAAGGUCAGAUAAGUAACAGAAGUGAAUGUUAGGCUCUCUUAUACUGCGUUGUGAGAGUUGAUAGGAUUCUCACUGGUUAUAUUAGGAGCUGAAGAAUAUUGUAUUGUUUAAGCUAAUAAGGAACUCAAGAGAGCUGAUACCUUCACCAGCAUGGAAGAAAAGAUUAUUCCCCUGCCGUGGAUUAAAGUAAGAUCUGACAAGUUUCGUUAGUUGUCUCGAUGACACUUUCACUUCAAUAUCCCAAGCUGAUUGACUACACAAAGCCCGGUUCGCGUUGUCAAGAUUGGUCCAUACUUGGUUACAAGAACAAAAAUCCCGUUGCAAAGAAAAAGGGAGAAUGAUGAAACGGAAUCGAAGGAAAAGGUAUAAUCCAAAGUUACAUCUAAAGCAGGCGCAAAUGAUAAAGUUCUUGCAAACAUGGUUCAUGCCACGGCAUCCAGACCUUCCCCCAGUCGCAAAGAAAAGCAUCUCACACUCCACUUCUUGAGCCAUGGUUUGCCCCCAGUGCAUCAUUCAGCAUCUUCCCUUACCCACCAAGCCAUGGCGAAAGAUUUCAUCUCUGUCUUUUCUUCUGUUUUGGUCACAGACAUCUUAUUUUUUCUGGCAUCAACGCUCGUCCGAGGAGUCGAAGGGACAAUUGGGGUAAACUAUGGCACCGUUGCGAACAAUCUUCCCCCACCAGCUCAGGUGGCGCAUUUCCUUUUAGAGUCCACUGUCAUCAACCGCGUUAGGCUCUUCGACCCCAACCCUGAAAUUAUAAAAGCCUUUGCCCACACUGGCAUUGCUAUCACAGUAACUGUUCCAAAUGAUCAAAUCCCUCACCUUACCAAGCUAAACUUGGCUCAACAAUGGGUGGAAGACAAUAUCCAACCUUACACACCAGCCACGAAUAUAGUCCGUAUUUUAGUAGGCAAUGAAGUAAUAUCAACAGCAAACAAAUUGUUAAUAGGAAGUCUUGUUCCAGCUAUGCAAACCCUCCACACCGCCCUUGUUGAAGCUUCACUAGACCGUAGAAUCCAAGUCUCCACACCUCACUCUCUAGGCAUUCUCUCAAAUUCAAGCCCACCAUCCACUGGAAAGUUUCGACAAGGCUAUGACAUUCAUGUUCUCAAACCAUUGCUUAGCUUCCUUAGAGAUACCAAUUCACCCUUCAUGGUGAACCCGUAUCCAUUUUUUGGCUGCUCACCUGAUACCCUUGAUUAUGCCCUGUUUCGGCCAAAUGCAGGAGUGUUCGAUGAAAACACAGAGCUGCAUUACACAAACAUGUUAGAUGCUCAAUUAGAUGCGGUCUUUUCAGCGAUGAAAUUCGUAGGAUUUGAUGAUCUUGAGAUUGUCAUAGCCGAAACCGGUUGGCCAUCCAUGGGGGAUUCGACCCAAGUUGCUGUUGAUGCAGGGAGUGCAGCUGAAUACAAUGGCAAUCUCAUGCGGCACGUAACAUCUGGUGCUGGCACACCCCUAAUGCCAAACCGGACUUUCGAGACCUACAUCUUUGCACUUUUCAAUGAAAAUCUUAAGCCAGGGCCUACAUGUGAGAGGAAUUUCGGGCUCUUCCGACCAGAUAUGACACCCGUUUACGAUGUUGGGAUCCUAAGGCCCACGGCUAGAUCAUCCAUUCCUAACAACCCAACCCCAGUGCCAACGGCCGCGCCGGUGAAUCCAACUCCGAGGUCUGAGGGAAAACAAUGGUGUCUUCCCAAAACGGGCGCGGAUGAAGAUGCUUUACAAAGAAACAUUGAUUAUGUGUGCGGUUUGGGUUUGGACUGUGGACCGAUUCAAGAAGAUGGAGCUUGCUUCCUUCCUAACACUGUUCGAGCCCAUGCAGCUUUUGCCAUGAAUGCUUACUAUCAAUCCACCGAUAGGAAACAGUAUGAUUGUGAGUUUGAGCAAACUGGAGCCAUCACAGACAUUGAUCCAAGCUAUGGAAAGUGUCAAUACUGAUGCUGAUGAAGAGGACAACUUUUUGCAAUCAGACGACCAGGGGGCAUAGAACUAGGAAUGUUUGAUCAGUUUCAAUUUUGUUUUCGCUCGUCUUUAUAGUUCCUUCACAGACAAGAAAACAGGAACAGGGAGGAGGGAUGUAACAUGCCUAGGCAUAGACGCAUGCUCAUAUGGUGAUGGUAUUCGCCACGAAUUACAUUCCAGAUAUAUACACAAAUUUUUUACUAGCUCAAAGAUGUAAUGCUUGAAUGGACAUUUUGUUGGAGUACAAUUCCGAGCCCUUUGAUAAA